AUGGAGCAAAAAGUAGAAACUUCAGAUGCUAGAAAAGGUUCAAACGGUCCUGGUGGACUGGUGCGAGUCAUCAAAGACAAGCAAGACGAUUCUUCGAGCUCUAGUUCAUCUGGAGGAGCGUUCAUACCAUAUUGUAAUCUUUCCCAAGCUCAGCUAUCAUUCCAUGGACACAAGGACAGUGUAAAGUUCUUCAUAGCUGUGCCAGGUGAAGAGAACGAACCGCCGAUUGUUACAAAAGGUGUUCGCGCGCGCGACAUGUCUCAUCUUAUCAUCUGGGAAAUGGACGCCGAAUUACCUAUCGUUACCAAGUAA
Molecule: messenger RNA, 312 nt
Organism: Cylicostephanus goldi
Lineage: Eukaryota; Metazoa; Nematoda; Chromadorea; Rhabditida; Strongylidae
Source: the annotation of a GenBank genome assembly